AUAAUAAAAGAAAGAAAAAUAGGGGAAGGUUUGCAAAUAAAUCAAAACUUUGGUGUUUCAUCACGCAAAAGAUCUCCAGGGAUUAGGGUUUGUCAAGACAAUCGGCACUACGGGCAGGACGAUUCGUAUACCUCUUCAGGUUAUGCAUUUGGAAUGGAGAAGAAACUCAAAGAAGAAAACCCAGAUUCUCCAAUGUCUGGAAUCUACGAGAUACCUGGUGAACCUGCAUUGGUUAUCAAUGGGGUGCCUCCUCUAUGCACCGGUAAUGAUGGUAGUCUUUUUCACUGUGACGUUGUGAGUAACAUAGAUUCAAAACUGAACGAGCCGUUGGGUGACUGGUUGGAUGGCAGAGAAGUUAGAAAGGUAUUUGGGGGGAGGGUCUACAAUGGGAAAGUUAGCAAGUUUGACAAAGAGUCGGGUUGGUAUAGAGUGGUUUACGAGGAUGGGGAUUUUGAAGAUCUUGAAUGGCAUGAGUUGCGAGAAGUGCUUCUACCCCUUGAUGUCACAAUUCCAUUGAAGACAUUAGCAUCAAAAGUCAUCAAGAAGAGCCAGAAACAUGAAAAGAAAUUUGGGAGAUCUGUGACUAAACCGAAAAUCCACCAACAUAAAGAAUUGCAAUCUGGGGUUGAGAAAAUGGAAGUCUAGCAAGAUGAUGAUAGGAAAGUUGAAGCAGUUUCGGCUUUCUUUAGAUCAUUGAUGAGUGCUUGGUCACAAAGUAACAUAGAGUCGUCUUUUACUAGGAGUAUGACUACGGAAGGCAUUAGAUACGUUUAGCCCAUUCUCUUGUGGGUGUUUAUCUGGAAAAUGAGAAUUUGUAAAGCUCAUGAUAACGGGGGUUGAAAUGAGAACGCAUGUAGUAUAUACUUGCAAAUUGUUUUCAGAGAGAGAAAUCUUGAAU
Molecule: messenger RNA, 898 nt
Organism: Cynara cardunculus var. scolymus (artichoke)
Lineage: Eukaryota; Viridiplantae; Streptophyta; Magnoliopsida; Asterales; Asteraceae
Product: dirigent protein 17-like
Exons: 2
Coding region: 154-645 (163 amino acids)
Source: RefSeq, a predicted model, not a curated record